Molecule: messenger RNA, 202 nt
Organism: Racocetra fulgida
Lineage: Eukaryota; Fungi; Glomeromycota; Glomeromycetes; Diversisporales; Gigasporaceae
Source: the annotation of a GenBank genome assembly
AUGCCUAGUGACGAUGAAAUAAUUACUUCUGUACUUGAUUAUAACUACAAUGAAGAUGAUGAAAAGAAAUCUGAAGUUCACAUUUCUUAUAAAGAAGUUAUUACAAGCAUUAAUAAUAUUUUGCAUUUUAUUAAUCAAGAAGAUGGAUUUAAAGUAGAUGGAUCUUUUGUUCAAAAACUAAAUAGUUUUAAAAAAAGAUGUA